AUGACGACCGUCGUGCGGACCCGGCACCCUCUGGAAGCAUUGAGCAUGAGCAAUCAAGCUAGGCCGACCCGGUCAACCGCCAAGCGCCUCGCGGCAUACGAUGAACAAGAUGGCGAUUUCCUCUUCACGCGCGGAUCAAAGCGACAAAAGACGGUGUCGUCCCCGGCGUCCCCGCCUGCUCCAGAACCCAAACCGGUAGCAAAGGCUGCAGCGAAGAAAGGACCAGGAAGGCCUCGCAACGGCACAAAACGCGCUGCAUCAUCAUCGCCCCCGCCGCCAAGUCAGGAGGAAACGUUACCGCUGAGGACCACUAAGCGGCAGACACGGAGCAAACGCGAUUCCUCGCCAAUAGUGCCAGAUAAGCCACUGGUGGUGCCAAAGAAGCGUGGCCCGCGGAGGACAAAGUCUCCGCCUGCUGAAGCCAUUGACGAGGAGGAGCCCAGGCCGGAGCCUGCGCCUGCGCCUGCGCCUGCGCUGACAUCUGCGAGACGAACGAACGGGGCUGGGCCGGCAUCUAAGGAUGAUGGCACGAGGAAGAGCGCCCGUAAAAAGUCACGCAAGGAAGAGGCGCCACCCGUCGAACAUGAGCCGCAAGCGACGCCUGAGCAGGUCGACAAGUCCCUCGAGAGAGACCCGAACGCGCAGAAAAUAGCACUGCCAUUCAGCGACACACCCAUCAACGCGCGCAACGCAGAAUUUCGCAAGAAAGGUGGCAAAGGCGCAGGUGGCGGGCGGCGGAGCAGCGUGGGCCUGCGAGGCAAGCGGGCCAGCUCACUGAUCGAGAGCGGCCACAGCGCAAUCCCUCACCGGGAGGUCAGCACGUCGGAAUUCUUCAAGCACAUCGAGUCCGAGGGGCUCAGUGAACCGCGGAGGAUGAAGCAACUUCUGACAUGGUGUGGGGAGAGGGCCUUGAGUGAAAAGCCGAAGCACGGAACGGCUGGGGCGCCCGCGGUGCUGGGUGCCCGCGCGAUACAGGAUGCGCUGCUGAAGGAUUUUGGGUCAAAGUCAGAAUUCUCAGACUGGUUUAGCAGGGAGGACGAGCCGUCCGCUGCUCCAAAGAGGCCUGUGGUCAUCAAGCCGAACCCGGUCAAUGUCGAGCACGAGGAGAAGAUUGCUGCGUUGGAAGCGCGCAUAAAACGAUUAAAGGAGACGCGGAAAUCAUGGCGUGCCUUGCAGGCACCUCUACCGCAAGUCUCACCUCUGUACCCCCCAGAAGACGGCGGCUUCGAGAAGGCGCCACUACCAGACACGACGCUUCUGGAUGCAGGGGAGGUUACAAUGCUCGAAUCCCUAACAGGCCCGUCCUCGUCAUUCGCACAUCUAAAAUCAACGACAAGAUCACGGCUGCAAACUAUCCAGUCGGGGGUGGAGUAUAAGGUCGACCGCCUCGCGGAUAGCGUGCACAAGAUGGAUCUGAGAGUAGUGACAGCGGGCCGACAGGCGGACAAGGUCCUCGCGUUGAGCUCGGAGAGGUUAAAGGAACGAGAAGAGAAGGAGCGGCAGGCGGCGGGCACGAAAGCACUGCCGACGAUGGAAGUGCUGAGGAGUCUGAGCAGGAUAUUGCCGGAAAAUGGAGGAUAG
Molecule: messenger RNA, 1581 nt
Organism: Diaporthe batatas
Lineage: Eukaryota; Fungi; Ascomycota; Sordariomycetes; Diaporthales; Diaporthaceae
Exons: 3
Coding region: 1-1581 (526 amino acids)
Biological process (GO): cell division; mitotic sister chromatid segregation
Cellular component (GO): MIS12/MIND type complex
Source: RefSeq, a predicted model, not a curated record